Molecule: messenger RNA, 1899 nt
Organism: Pelagomonas calceolata
Lineage: Eukaryota; Pelagophyceae; Pelagomonadales; Pelagomonadaceae
Source: the annotation of a GenBank genome assembly
GGUCCAGCAGAGGAGCCGCUGAGCAGCUCCAAGCUCCGCGACGACGAGGUCAUAGGCUACGCGCGCGCGUCGGCAGCCCGUCGCCAACCCGCCAGACAACUCGCGCACAAGACACAGCUCGGGGGAGGCCCAGCUGUGCCAGGACAGCUUUUUGGCUGCAGCAGAAACAGAGCUCGGCGCGGCAAGACGCGUUAAUUAGGGCUCGCGCCACGCUCCAGAGACCCCUCGGAGCGCUCUAGCUGCGAAACCAACAAAUUCAGGCGCGCACCACUCGCGCGCGAGCCCGCUGAGCGGUCCUGCCACGAAACGCGGACAAGCAUGGGCAAAACUGACAUCCUCAUCGGCAAGAAGGCCACCUGGGGCAGCGACGACGAAAGUGAAGACGACGACCGCCCGCGCCGGAGAGCGGAAGCGGGCGAGUUCUCCGAGUCCGGCGAAGACGAAGCCCCGCCGCCCACCCAAACCUACGUGCCGCCCCAUCUGCGCGGGAGGAGCGCGUCGUCCGACAACGAAGGGCAGAAGCUCGCGGUGCUCAAUCCUAAGGAACCGAGCGAGGAGCCGCCCAAGGAAGAAACCCAGAGCGACAAGCCUGCGGCCUGGUCGUCCCUCGUGAAGGACGGCGCCACUCCUGUCAAAGAGCUAGAAAAAAAGGAGGAGAAGAAGAAGGAGCUAGUCGUGGAAAAGGCGGAUGAUGCGAGGGUGUUUCGUAGACUAGCGAAGGGCGAGGGCAAGCUGUCGGGCUUGUUCGGGCGGAAGCGGGAGUUAAGGCAAUUGAAGGCGCAGCCACCUUUAGCUGAACUAGCCGUGGACGCGGCCCAAGCUGCCGACGCCGCCGUCGCGGCGCAGGAAGCCCUCCAAGAGGAAGAAGAGGCGUCCAUCACUACUGAAAGCACCGAGGACAACUCGCCGCUAGCACUGGCUGCCGCCGCGGCUUUGGCCAAUGCGGGCGACCGUCCCCCGACACCGGUAGACGACACGCCGCCGCAGAAGCGCAAGCCGAGGAAGUGGGAUCAACAUGACGAUAGGCGGGGCGGCAAGGUCGAUAGGAAGGGCUCGACGCGAAGGGAGGUCCGCGACCGGUUAUCAGGCAAGGUCGAGAAGCGUUCAUCGGUAGAUGACGGGGAGCGGUGGGGCCACGACAAGGCUCCCUCUUCAGGAGGCUUUCGGGUGAUCGCGCCGGCGGGCGGGUUUCGCGUGCUCGCGCCGCCGCCGGCGUCGCCGCAGUCACCGCAGCGAAAACCGGAGAUCGACCUCACGCGCUCGCGCAAGGCGCCUCCCCAAAAGAAGUCCUUCCCGAAGAAAACCGAACGACCGAAGUCGAACGGCAUCGUCGUCGACGUCGUCAACGGCAGAGCCGAAAAGGGCCCGCCGGACGGCUACGUCUGCAAGAAGUGCGGCGUGCCCGGCCACUUCCUCAAGCAGUGUCCGCAGUUCGAGGAGCGAAAGCCGAGAGCGCCGAAGGGGCCGCCGGACGGCUACGUCUGCCACAAGUGCGGUGUGAGUGGCCACUGGAUCAAGGACUGCCCUCAGGCUGCUGUGAGGAGCCCCGCGCCGGCGGCGCCCUCACUCCGGCGCGCGAAGGUCAGCGAGGAAUCGAGACGCGCGGCGAGCGCGCGGACCUUCGUGGCGAAUCGACCGCGCACGGCGUCGUGGUCGUCGAAACCCUUGAAUGCCGCUGCUGCUGCUCGGGAUGUGAGCGGCGCGCCGGUCUACGAGCCGUCGGCGGGCUACGGCGUGCUGCAGCCCGAGGAGCCCCUCUUCGUUCCGGUGCCCGCGCGGCCGGAGUACGCCGUCGCGGCGCCGCCGGAGCACUCCUACGCCGCGGCGCGGUCGGCGCUCUACGGCGCGUGAGCGCGGGUCCCUUUUCCCCUUGUUGUCAAGUAUACAAUACUACCAUCU